This is a messenger RNA of Babjeviella inositovora NRRL Y-12698, 3516 nucleotides long. RefSeq names its product chromatin-modulating protein (gene GIN1). Gene Ontology annotation, molecular function: anaphase-promoting complex binding. Lineage: Eukaryota; Fungi; Ascomycota; Pichiomycetes; Serinales. Gene Ontology annotation, biological process: activation of protein kinase activity; mitotic G2 DNA damage checkpoint signaling; mitotic DNA replication checkpoint signaling. The coding region runs from base 59 to 3328 and encodes 1089 amino acids. The record is from RefSeq and is a predicted model, not a curated record. The transcript has a single exon.
UUCUCAAUUACUCCGGAUAAAACUUCUAUAGCAUCAUAUCUGCCUACCACUUCACACUAUGGAUCUCCUCAACGACUUGGAUGAUGUGCCAACCUCCACGGUUGUCUACCACAAGCAUAUAGACAUAGACAUUCCGUCGCAGACUCAAAUGGACGAGACCCAAAUGGACGAAACCCAGCCGAUUGUCACCCAACCGCCAAAACUCCUACAGGCCACCAGCAUGAUCCCGUCGUUUGACCUCUCGAUCCUCGAUAGGGUCAAGAGACGCCUCAAUGGCGAGCCCCAGAAGGAAAGCGAGGUCACAGAGGUGGCGCAAACGGAGAAGGCUGAGGCAAUCCAAGCCAUACCUGGGUCACGGGUCAACCAGGAGUAUCCCCGGGUCCAGAACGUUUCCAAGGCCAUUUCUUAUGGAGAAAAGCCAGCGGUUCCGGCCCAGACUUUGAGGACAAACUUUCUUGAUUCUCUCUUCUCUGACGACGAGAUCUCACAGCCACAGUCCCCACCGAACAAGGAAUCGUUCCAUGUUGAGGCUUCGACCCAAGAAUCCUUUGAUGUAUCACAAAAUAACAAGGAAUCCCCACAAUCUACUGCCGAACUCGCUGUUUCACGCGAAGAAAAAAUCUCGCUUCUCGCAGAAAAGAGACGCGCCGCACGCGCGGAAGAGACGCGCCGCUUACAAGAAGAGAUCUUCAACCAAACCCUCACAGACGAAGAAAACGAACUUGCUGACACGCUGGUGGUUUCCUCCGGCCACAAACGAGUCUCGCGCAAGGAAGCCGCGGAGUUGGAGCUAGCCACGCUCGAGAUCCAGCGGGAAACGGUGUUCAAGAGACGGAUCAGACCAGUAAAAAGCUCCAAAACCGCGUUUGUCAGCGCGUUCAUCGGCUCUUCGCAGCCCAGUAGUCCCUUGAUCGAGGCCGCACACCGCAGCAGUCCUGUGACGUCGCCGAUGAGGGGUGACAAGCCCCUGGAUGGCUCCGAUGACGAUGUGACAGCCAAUGGGUUGGAUCUUUUAGCCAAGCCGGGCGCUACGAAUUCGCUGGAACCAGGAGCUGCGGAUUUCGUUUUGAGUAACCCGUUGGGGGCUUACAAGAUCAGGCUCCAGGAGGAGCUCGCGCGCAACGCGUCGUCACGGCUCGUUGACUUGGACUCGGACGAGGAUCUCAGCGAGCUCAAAACACUCACAUCCAAGGCCAACCGUUUGGAAGUCAAGCACCGGUUCCAGCGGCGAAACAUGGCCAAGUCGUCGGUGUCCUGCGCGGUUUUGCGUCAGACCCCGACGGCUGGUGCUGCUCUCAAGGACUCUGGCCGUAAAACCAUGUUUGCGGCGCUCCAUGCGAAACACCGUGCCCAGUUGCUUCAGGAAAAGAAGCAAACACUCGAUUUGGGCGGCGUGCAGAUCCAGGAGUUGGAGAAGGAACACCAGGAGAUGGAGAACUUGUUAGAGCGGGAAAUUGAGAGAAAUCGCCGGCUCCGCCAGAGAGAGAAACAGAGGGAGAGAGAGGCUGAGGCGGAAGAGAAGGGUACUGAUUCAGAGGUUCCAGAGUCAGAAGCUGAGUCUGGGAGCGAGGCUGAGUCUGGGAGUGACGCCGAGACUGGAAGCGAAGCUGAGACUGGAAGCGACGACUCAGCCUCUGAGGAAACGGUUUCCAAGGUGAAAAAGCGGGUCAGGAUCUUGUCUGACGACGAGGAUGAUGAGAUCAGAGACAAUAUCAUAGCCAAAGCGACUAGUGGUAUUUUCCCCGAAACCCAGAAAGAAAUCAGAAGGACUAGUGUCCUGGACGCUGGAGAUAAUGAUGAGAGCUUCCACCUUGGCUCUUAUGGGGGUGAUCUCUUUGGAAGCAUCGCGCCUGAGACCCAAGAGCAGGCCUUGGACGGGGAUGUGCUCCAGGCUUUGCGCUACAACGGCCAGGUUUUGAAGACAGUGGAGGUUUCAGAGUAUGACAUCUCCAUGGACGCAUCGUUUGCUGGGUAUGUGACGAAAGACGCCAGCAUGGACCGCGGCGCUAUUGAGGAGGAUCUCCAGGAAACGCAAUUAUCGGAGGUUGUUCCGCCAACCCAGACCCAAACACAGAGGUUUCUGACCCAAACCCAAGGGUUGACCCAGACCCAGGUCGAUACCCAGAGGGAGAGAGAAAGCUUGGAUGCCGGUGCCUCGGGAGAUGAAUCAGACUCCGUUCAACGGGUCAAGCACAGGGAAGCCCCCCAAUCUAACAUUCCGGUGGAAUCCGAAUCCGAAGACGAGGUGAUGAGGGAGCUCCGGGUGGAGAAGGAGCGCCAUGCGGAACGGAAACUCCGGCUUCUCCAAAAAAAGCGGCGUUUGGCGAUGGAGCGGUCGGGGAUGCGCCAAAUGAUGGACCAGGAGGCUGAAGAGUCUGAGGACGAAUGGGCUGGUGUGGGUGGUGCCGAUGGCGAAAUUUCUGACCAGGAAGACUCCGAGGACGAGCGGAUGAUUGACAGAUCGCUCAACAUCCGGCUCGGGGAGGCGGAGAUCCGCGCAAAAGCCAUAGACGACAGCAAAACUGCUGAUAAUCAGCUUGUCAACCGGAUGUUGGACGAUUUGAAGCACCAUCGGUGGGCCAAACGCGGGGCAAAGUCAGGAAUGGGAUUGUCUGAUGAUGAGGACGCCAGUGUGUUGUACCAGUAUUAUCGGACCAAGACAAACUUCCAGAAGGAGCAGCUUCUUAAGAAUCAACAGAUGUUGGAGAUGUCGAAGAAUGAGAGGUCGCGGGCGUUUUUUGAAUCGAUUGCGGAUGAGGAUGUUCGGGUGAAGCUUGAUGGGAGUGAGGAUGAUGAGUUUGCCCUAAGCGACCCGGAAAGUCCGAUGGAUGAUCCAGCUGAUCCCCUCAAGCCAAAAGAGAUUCCUCUGAGCCUCCCGUCGAUAAAGCGACGCAAGGUAACGGUGACGUCUGCGUUUGUGCAAAAGACAUUGUCCUUCCUUAACGAAGUGGAAGCGGUGCCUGAGGCCUGGCCUGAAUCAUCGGACGACGAAGACUUGCACUCGCUAAAACAGCGUUCCAUCAUCAAAACGAUCCACAGCACGCCCCAGAAACGCGUCAGUGUUGAGGUGGACGAGUUCCAGGUGCCGACUCGCGUGCGCCUGUUUGCAAAGAGCACCGUGCUGGAGCAGGGCUCCACCGAAAGCUUGGUCACGGUCUCCAGCGGCUUCCGGGCCACCAACGGCUCCAAGGCGUCGGUCACGUAUAUCCGCAGCGUCGCCCAGACACCGGUCCGCGAGUUGAAGGUGAAGAAAAUCCAGCAAAGCGUAAAAUCGGGUGCCACGCGCAGAGAGUUGAAGAGCAUGUUCUCCGGAGGCAAGUUCACCUAGUGUAUUUUAAACGAAACAAUCAAUAUUUAGACCAAGCAAUACGAUUCUAUACUUGCACGUCUAUAAUUUCAUAGUUUCUCACUAUACUAUUUUAAUCGGAAUGAGUCGCUUCACAACGUCGACCCGAAUACCUACGAGCUUGCGGAGAUGAAUGAAACCCUUUUUUGUUUAGAUACAAAAGAAUAAAC